CAAAAACAUGUGGGAAAAUUCAAGCAAAACUGAUUUUUGACCAUAUGGUUCCCGCACUCAGUUUCAAAUGACCACCUGAGCCAGAAACAAAGUUCGUCGAGCUUGCUUGUCCGCAACUGUAGCCUGCUGAUGUGGCACUUGGUCACGACGGCGACAUCGAAUGUCAUCAGAUCAUGGUCGCGCAGAUAAUCCUCCGCUUCCCGCCUGUAGGCCAACUCUCCCUACUGAAUUAUCUCUGCAGAUUUUCUACCCAACUUCACCUUUGUCUGGAGAACAAUCUGAGGAUAUUGCGCGGAUCUUUGGGCACAAGAUCUUUGGUGUGACGGCGAAGGUGACGUCGCAGAAGAUGAUGGUUUGGUUGUUGUCGAGGUGGCACAAUAUCUCAGAAGGUCUCUCGGUCACUGAUGAGUGCGGGAUGUCGUAGCCAUUCACCCCAAACAAGAGGAACUGCCCAAUGGUGAAGACAACGGUGGUAGCCUGUUGCUCAAGACCCCUAGUUCGUUCCUCGUACUCGUCUUCUCACCACGAUCGAGCGGAAUCCAGUACCACUCGGCACCGUAAGAAACGGAGCAUAGAAUCUAUGCCAGCACAUUCCAAGUACACCUGCCAGUAUAAGGGAACCGCUGCAAGCUAGGAUUUUGGAGGCAGAGCGAACAAGCACACUAGAUUACGCAGGAUGUUACAGUGGUAGUCUUAUAUGAUUGUAGUAGGCCUUAAUACACGAUUCUAAGGG
This is a messenger RNA of Suillus clintonianus, 733 nucleotides long. RefSeq lists its product as uncharacterized. The transcript has a single exon. The record is from RefSeq and is a predicted model, not a curated record. The coding region runs from base 161 to 424 and encodes 87 amino acids. Lineage: Eukaryota; Fungi; Basidiomycota; Agaricomycetes; Boletales; Suillaceae.